AUGGACACGAGGUUCACUCGAGGUAAAUCCAACAUCUUGGAGCGACCCCUGACCCGACCCAAGACUGAGGUCAGCGUGAGCACUUUUGCCCUCCUGUUCUCAGAGAUGGUCCAGUACUGUCAGAGCCGCGUGUACUCUGUGUCUGAGCUGCAGACACGCCUGGCAGACAUGGGCCAGAGUGUGGGAGCCAGCAUGCUGGACGUGCUGGUGCUGAGGGAGAAGAACGGGAAGAGGGAGACCAAAGUGCUGAAUAUGCUGCUCUUCAUCAAGGUUAAUGUCUGGAAGUCUUUGUUCGGGAAGGAGGCUGACAAGCUGGAGCAGGCCAACGAUGAUGACAAGACGUAUUACAUCAUAGAAAAGGAGCCACUUAUCAAUGCGUACAUCUCUGUGCCCAAGGAGAACAGCAGCUUGAACUGCGCUGCCUUCACCGCGGGCAUCGUGGAGGCCAUCCUCACACACAGCGGCUUCCCUGCCAAGGUCACUGCCCACUGGCACAAAGGCACCACGCUGAUGAUAAAGUUUAACGAGUCAGUCAUAGCCAGGGACAAGGCUUUGGACGGCAGAUAAGGAAGACUGGAGACAGUGGGUGGUUACAUUAAUCAAUACAGGUUGAAGAUAAAUCAUCCAGGUCCAGGCUAGUGUUUGUUCCUGACUCAAUGUCCUUGUGGUAACCGAUGAGACGGGGUGACUUUAUGGAUGGAGGGAUGACUGCACCAUACUGAGCCACGUCUCGAGCAGAAAACACGCAGCUAGUUGGUUCAAUUAGACGAAUCAAUCAACGAAUCAAUUCAUUCGAAAACAUAAUCGACUGAUUAUUUGAUAAUGAAAGUAACGGCGAGGUGCAGGCAUUGCCUCAUAGGGUGAAGGUGAAACUCAUCAAAAACAACUCACUAAAUGGUGGCCAACUAAUUGGAGCGUCCCUGGUUUCUAUAAUGUCAAUAAAAAUUAGUGUCACAAUACCUCCUUUUAAUGCUACGAAAUAUUUUAUUUUACAGAGGGGAGUCCAGGCUCAUGAGGUUAUUUCUCAAAGUUUUUGUUUUCUCUGUUUCUUUCCAGUUCAACUCCAGCUGCAUGUUUCAUCUCUAAAAUAGAUUCAUAAUCAGGGCCGUAGCUACAAUUGACGACACUGAGGUCUUAUCCUCACUAUUUUUGUUGUAUUAUAUUUUAUUAUAUUUUUUAUUAUUGUGUGUGUGUGUGUGUGACUUUGUGAUUAUUAGUAACAUAGGGGAGUUUACAUUCUAUAAUUUAAAAAAAAACGUACACAUGGUGUUUUUCAAGCUGACGCCAAUAUUUUUAGAUGCAGCAUUUUGACAAAUUUGAUUACCAGCGAAAUAAUAAAUAAAUAAAUAAAUAAAUAAAGGCUUCAGCAUUUCUCCACCAGAAUUUUUUAUUACUGGCAGCAUGAAGGAAGGCUUCGAAACACCGUUUAGACCGUCAGGUUGGGAAAUUUACAGAAUAUAUAGUCGAACUGUCAACUCAAUAAAUAAAAUGUGAAAAAUCCAAGUGAUGAAUGAAAUGCAGAACUUUUUGGUUUCUGGUAAAAAUAAAGUGUGUGAGGGUGGAGCAUCCUGGUGACCAGUGCAAUACCAGUGUGUCCAGUUUGAUUCCAGCUGGGGAAUUUUUGUUGCAUGACAUACACCCCCCCACAUUUCCUGUCUGUCUCUUACUGUUUCCUCCUGUUUCCAGUCUUUGUGCUAAGCUAAGCUAACUGGCUGAUGGCUGUAAAUUCAUAUUUACCGUACAGACAUGAGUGUGCUGUCAGCCUCGUUGUCUAACUCUGCAAUAAAGCAAAUAAACAAAAUGUUGAACUGUUCCUUUUGGGGGGGGGCUCAUGACCUCAGGUUAUCUACAGUGUUGGCUACGGCCCUGCUCAUACUAUGUUUCUUGUGCUUGUUAUUGUUGAUGGCAUUGUUUAUUUGUCUGUUAAUCUUGAAUGAAACUGUAAGAAAAUAAAAAUGUGAAAUGGCA
Molecule: messenger RNA, 1968 nt
Organism: Siniperca chuatsi (mandarin fish)
Lineage: Eukaryota; Metazoa; Chordata; Actinopteri; Centrarchiformes; Sinipercidae
Gene: trappc5
Product: trafficking protein particle complex subunit 5
Exons: 2
Coding region: 1-567 (188 amino acids)
Biological process (GO): endoplasmic reticulum to Golgi vesicle-mediated transport
Cellular component (GO): TRAPPI protein complex; TRAPPIII protein complex; TRAPPII protein complex
Source: RefSeq, a predicted model, not a curated record